UCAUUAAAGCUUGCGUUACCAAACGCACUCCCUGAACUUGCGCAACAGAAUCGUUAGAUAUUUGACGGGUUUGACCUUCAGGAAACGUGUGUCUGUGGACAUGGAUUUUCACGGGAGAACUAGUUUCAUGGUAGUUUGCUUCUUAUCAGUAUGGAUCACGGCAUAUUCCCUGACUAUGACCCAGUCUCUGCGCGCGAUACUGAACAAUUUUAACAGUACAAGAAAUGUCUACAUCGACCCAGCUGCGAAACAAAUAGCACGUGACUACAUCGUGACAACUUUUAGGGAUCAUGGACUGCAAACGUGGACUGAAGAAUUUCAGAGCAAUAACGACAAGUUCCCAGGGAUAAACGUCGUUGGUCGGCUGCCUGGUCGCUAUUCUGGAACACGUGACGACAAAAUCGUUCUCAUUGGUUCUCACUAUGACACAGUCCAGACCACUUCCGGUGUGGAUGAUAACGGAUCGGGGAUGACUGCCUUGCUACAAGCUUUAGAGCUAUACACUAGUUCAGACAAACAGAAAUGUUCACGAGAUUACACGCUUUUGUUCGUGGCUUUCGAUCUGGAAGAACGUCAACCUACCGUCAACACCAGCUGCUCAAAGUCAGGAAACUGCCCUUGUAGUGGUGGAAGUUGUGGCAGCUAUUAUUUCGUACAGAAUUUCAGUCAGUAUCUCAACAACAAUGGAGUUGGUUUCCAGGGAGCCAUUGUUUUGGAAACCAUUCUUAACUACAACACCACACCAAAUUCUCAAGUGUUUCCUAGUGGUUUGAAGCCGUAUUUUACAGAGACAUACAACAAAAUAUCACAAAAUGGGUUCACGGGUGACUUCUUGGCUUUAAUUGGUCGGUCAACAUAUGACAGAAGACUCAUCGAUGGAAUAACAAAUGCUUUCAAGGAAGACGAAAACUUUCUAACAAUUGCCAUGCCUAUACCCAACUUGUUUUCAUCUGGUCGACCGGACACUUGGCCCGAAAAAAUUAGGCAAGGUAUGGGGGAUUUCUUUCGUUCCGACCAUUACUAUUUCUGGAAUGCGAAGCCAACGUUACCAGCGAUCUUUGUCACAGACUCUGCGGAUUUCCGAGGAUUCAUGAAAAAAUGUUAUCACAACGCCUGUGACGACAUGAGUCACGUGACCCCAGAGAUGAUGAUGUUUUUGGCGCGAACAACAAACAGCGUGGCUAAACUGGUCUCCAACAUGACAAAUGAAAAGUGCGAAAUGAAAAAGGCUGACUGUGUUCAACAGAUAACAGAAAGCGAAGGUGAAAUCGUAACGCCGUACCAUGACACCGUGUAUCCUAACAAACUGAACUGCGCAUGGACUAUUUCACUUGACGCUGAACAUAAAGAUCUCAAGUUCAAGUUUACAGCGUUUGAUCUGGAGGAGAGCAUCGACUGUACUGCAGACUAUGUUGUCAUUCGGGAUGGAAAAGACGAAACAUACCCUUUGAUUGGGAAAUAUUGUGGGAGGACUCUUCCAAAGCCAGUUACGGCUUCGUCCCAGUCCCUAUACAUCAUGUUCCACUCGGACGACCUGGUAGCUUCCAAGGGUUUCAAAGCGGAAUGGACAUCAAGUGUUACCUCAAGUGCUUUUCAAGGAUAUCGUCCAAUAAUGUGGCAAAGCCUUGCUUACCUUGUGUGUACAACACUGGCCAUUAUUCUGUGAAGAGCUGGUCAAGUUUUUAUCUGAUUUGCUGAGUUAGGAUGUUUUCUUAGCUCUUACUCUUACAGAACUGAUUGAGCAAAAAUAGAGAAUUUGAGGUCAUCUAAUAAAAAAUUCGUCUAAAUUCAAAAUUGCGACUAAAUAUGGCUUGUCAUAUGUCAUUUUAAAGCCAAUUAAAUUCUUCAUCGGAUAGACCAUAGUAAAGCAUUUUUCUACAUAAAUUAUGCUAAUUGCUUCAAUAAAUUCGUAUAAUUCAAAGCAUUUUUUUUGAUAAUUUUUUCUGACAAGUUGCCAUGAAAAACCAGAAACUUGCGAGGGAAGUAGCAAAAUCUUAGAAGUUUGUGAAAAAUAUAGUUUGAGCAAUAUUUAAAAGAUAUUGUUUCGUCGGUGAUAUUCUUCAUGGGAACCAGAACGACCUAAACGCUUCAUGCAAGUUCUGCAUCCAAAGCCAGUUUCCUUUUGCUUCGCUCCUUUUACACCAAUCCAACAAUGGUGACAUAUUCCAAACUUGAGAAGCAUUGACAGAAUCAUGGUCUCUCCCAUGAAAAAGAGGGAAAGGCAGUACUGGUACUGGACCAGGCGGACGGCGGCAAGAAAAAUUUCCAAUCAGCUUGUGGAUGACUCCAGAUAAAAAUUUGUCGUGUUCAA
This is a messenger RNA of Pocillopora verrucosa, 2311 nucleotides long. RefSeq lists its product as uncharacterized. The record is from RefSeq and is a predicted model, not a curated record. NCBI's taxonomy places the organism in Eukaryota, Metazoa, Cnidaria, Anthozoa, Scleractinia, Pocilloporidae. Gene Ontology annotation, biological process: proteolysis. Gene Ontology annotation, molecular function: metalloexopeptidase activity.